Molecule: messenger RNA, 1125 nt
Organism: Fomitopsis serialis
Lineage: Eukaryota; Fungi; Basidiomycota; Agaricomycetes; Polyporales; Fomitopsidaceae
Product: protein serine/threonine phosphatase 2C
Exons: 8
Coding region: 1-1125 (374 amino acids)
Source: RefSeq, a predicted model, not a curated record
AUGUCACUUGGUCGCAGUAUCACACAGAAGACAUCCGCGCGGCUCAAAUCUACCCGUCGUGCGUACUCUUCGCUGCCAAGACCGUACCGCUUUCAUGUUGGGGCCAGCUGGGCGGGCAAGCCGCCAGAUCCCCAAAUGCGCCGCUUGAAGACGAAGCCCUUCGCGCCAGACAGUGACAUCGGUGGAUGGAGAGAUAGCCUUUUGGACAAGUACCACUCACCGGUAGGGAAUCAUGUCGGCGAGGAUUUCUUCUACGUGCAGGACGUGAGUCUCCAUAUGGGACGAUCUAUCUUUCUGACAUGCCUCUGUAUGUAUUUGUUCAAUGGCGUGUCGUUCGGCGUAGCAGACGGUGUUGGAGGUUGGGUCGACUCAGGAGUGGAUCCUUCGCUAUUCUCGCAAGCCUUGAUGUACCACGCCCAUCGCUACUCAAAGGAUGCGUGGGCAGGUGAACCAGAGACAGAUCCCACUCAGGAUCUGCAAGAGUGUCCGCAGGUGGAAGGUUGGGAAAUGAGUCCGGCGGAGUGCCUGGAACUUGCGUAUGGGGGUGUGCUGCGCGAACGGAGCAUUAAAGCGGGCUCCAGUACUGCUUGCCUGCUUACGCUUAACGCUGCGUCCGGUGUGCUUCGCGCCGCAAACCUUGGAGAUAGCGGCUUCUCGAUAUUUCGCUCAUCAAAUUUAAUUCAUCAACAACGCUCACAGCAACACUUCUUUAACUGUCCAAAGCAACUGUCAAAGCUACCCCAAGGCAUCCCAGGAUUCUCUCGCGCCGUGGUUGACUCUCCUCGUGAAGCAGACAUCCUCGAGACGAAACUGCGAGAUGGGGACAUUGUGAUUGUAUAUACCGAUGGCCUUGCAGAUAAUGUGUUUCCAGCGGAAAUGAGCACGAUAUGUACGCUCGUGUCGCGUCAAUUCAGUGACGAUAAACUUGUACAAACUAUCGCAGAGCGGUUAGUAGAGUACGCUACUGCAUGCAUGAAGAAGAAAAACCGCGCGAGCCCAUUCGAGCGAGCCGCGGCAAGGGAGGGAAUGUACUUCCGUGGUGGAGUGAGUUAUUCUCUCAUAUUGGGUCGGAUGACUCUAACUGUUUUUUCUCCAGAAAGAGGACGAGUAAGUCCACCAACCUAG